UGGAUUUCAAAGCUUCGAGUCAAGAACAUACAAAGCCCAAAACAAAACUCCGUCACAUUUGUAUUCUAACGCGUGUCUGGGUCAGAGUCUUCGCUGUGAUCAGUGACUAUUAAACAUUCAUCUGCAUAUAUAACCCUGUCCAAUUUACGCCUACCGAUUCUCCUUUCUAACUCUUUUGGCAACCCGUUAGCCCGAAUCUAGGGAGAGAAAGCUAGGCGGUCAGCCGUAAUCUCCAUAGUCAAAUCUCGGGUUCACUCCUGCGCAGAAAAUGGCUGAUGGUGAGGAUAUCCAGCCACUUGUAUGUGACAAUGGAACUGGAAUGGUGAAGGCUGGAUUUGCCGGUGAUGAUGCUCCAAGAGCAGUAUUUCCCAGUAUUGUUGGUCGCCCUCGACAUACAGGUGUCAUGGUUGGGAUGGGACAGAAGGAUGCCUAUGUGGGUGAUGAAGCUCAGUCUAAGAGGGGUAUCUUGACCUUGAAAUACCCAAUUGAGCAUGGCAUUGUCAGUAACUGGGAUGAUAUGGAAAAAAUUUGGCACCACACUUUCUACAAUGAAUUACGUGUCGCUCCUGAGGAGCACCCUGUCCUUCUCACCGAAGCACCCCUCAACCCAAAAGCAAAUAGAGAGAAGAUGACUCAAAUAAUGUUUGAGACCUUCAAUGUUCCUGCAAUGUAUGUUGCUAUUCAGGCUGUGCUCUCCUUGUAUGCCAGCGGUCGCACAACUGGUAUUGUUCUGGAUUCUGGUGAUGGUGUGAGCCAUACUGUACCAAUAUAUGAAGGUUAUGCUCUUCCUCAUGCCAUCCUCCGUCUGGACCUUGCUGGACGUGACCUCACCGAUCACCUCAUGAAGAUCCUCACUGAGAGAGGUUACAUGUUCACUACAACUGCCGAGAGAGAAAUUGUUCGUGACAUGAAGGAAAAACUUGCUUACGUGGCACUCGAUUACGAGCAGGAGCUUGAAACUGCAAAGAGCAGUUCUUCUGUUGAGAAGAACUAUGAGUUGCCUGAUGGACAGGUCAUCACCAUUGGGGGAGAAAGGUUCCGUUGCCCAGAAGUCCUUUUCCAGCCAUCUAUUAUUGGGAUGGAAGCUGCUGGUAUUCAUGAGACCACAUACAACUCGAUUAUGAAGUGUGAUGUGGAUAUCAGGAAGGAUCUGUAUGGUAAUAUUGUUCUCAGUGGUGGGUCUACAAUGUUCCCUGGCAUUGCUGAUCGUAUGAGCAAGGAAAUCACUGCUUUGGCUCCCAGCAGUAUGAAGAUUAAGGUGGUUGCACCGCCUGAAAGAAAAUACAGUGUUUGGAUUGGUGGAUCCAUCCUUGCCUCCCUCAGCACUUUCCAGCAGAUGUGGAUUUCAAAAGGGGAGUAUGAGGAGUCUGGCCCAUCAAUUGUCCACAGGAAGUGCUUCUAAAAUGCUUCUACUGUUACUAUUACUACUACUUAGAGGGGGACUGCGACAACGGUUUGCCUUUUCUGCCUUAGAUGUGUCAUUACUAGCAAGUGUUUGUAGUUGGUGAGCGUUUGAUUGUGAUGUGUUUUUUCUCUUUCUUUUCAAUUUCUUAUUAUAUGGCUCUUUAAUCAGCUGGCGGACUUAUGUUAAUAGUUUAUUGCAAGGCAAAUUUUAUGAUACUUUGUUUUGGAAAGUAUUGUGAUGGUCAGGUUGGAAGGUUCUGUGUUUUUUAUCCACGUGGAUGGAUGCAUGUGUAAUUUGUGUUUUUUUUCGUAUUUGAAGAAUCGGCUUAGAAUUAUCUCCUGAAUAAUUUUUCCAUAUUUAAUUAUGCUCACAUAUUAUUUAUAGCUUUGGGUUCUGUUUGAGAUUGUGUACAGUGAUAUACAAUAUUGUGCAUACAAUAUGCUAUUAUUCGAUACAUAGAGCUGGUUUGGUAUAAUGUUCAAUCUUGAACGAGAUUAUAACAUGACAGUCUAAGAAAUCACCAGAUUUUCAAGAGUUCAGGUAACACACCCAUACUGUACACAGUGCUACCACGCAUUAUAUCUUACAGUUCAAAUUCAAUGCAUAUAUAUAACAGGAGUAUUAACAAAUGAUAAAUCUUAUAAUUUAUGCUCACAAUAGAUAACUUUGUUUUUUCAUGUUGCGAGUGCUCUAAAGUAUAUUAGGUGUUAGGCAGGGUGGUACACAAGGAGCUUAUGUGAUCAUUACAGGGCAAUUUAGUCAUGGAUGGGUAUGGGGAUUAAGGGCUUAGGGGUGUUUGGAUCCGAUUCUUAAAACUGCUUCUGCUCCUUUGAGGAGUAGAAGCAGAAGUUGGAGUGUUUGAGUGAAAAUGUAGAAGUGGUUCUGGUGUUCUGAUUUACUCCUAGAAUCAGUUUUUUUAGAAGCUGAGGGUGACCAGCUUCUGAAAACUUAUUUUGAUUCUGCUUCUGCUUUAAAAAAG
Messenger RNA from Cuscuta epithymum, 2384 nucleotides. NCBI's taxonomy places the organism in Eukaryota, Viridiplantae, Streptophyta, Magnoliopsida, Solanales, Convolvulaceae. The record is from the annotation of a GenBank genome assembly.